Molecule: messenger RNA, 1576 nt
Organism: Cantharellus anzutake
Lineage: Eukaryota; Fungi; Basidiomycota; Agaricomycetes; Cantharellales; Hydnaceae
Exons: 6
Coding region: 263-1306 (347 amino acids)
Molecular function (GO): oxidoreductase activity, acting on the CH-OH group of donors, NAD or NADP as acceptor
Source: RefSeq, a predicted model, not a curated record
AGCACAUUUUCAAACGUCAUGGUCACUCUAACAACGUUGCAAGUUGUUCAUGACUGUGGUCGAAAGGUUGAGGAAACACGUGUGAAUUUCAAGCGCCGCUUGAAACUCCGAUUUUGAUUCCGGAAGCUUCGGCACCUGAGUUGUUUUGAACUCUAUCUGCGACGGGCAUCUGAUCAGGUCGUUGCAGCGCUUAUUCGUUGCCUCUCAAAAAGUCCCUUCCGCCUCUUGCGAAUCUCUUGUCUACCGUCUAGUGCUUUUCGCUAUGUCUGGCUCGUCUAAGAAAUCUUCGGGACCCCCAGUGACAUAUGAAGUCGGAGAUAUUGUCCUCGCGAAGAUUAAGGGUUAUCCCCCAUGGCCAGCUCGCAUCGUGGAUCCUGACUCUGUUCCUUCGGCGGUCAAGAAGGAACGUCCAAAGGGGGCUAAGAACACCUUCUACUGCGUUCGCUUUUACCCUGUGGGUGACCAUGCAUGGCAAAUCGCAAAAGACAUGUCCAAGUUAUUGAAGCAUGAGAUUGAGGCCUACAUCCGGGAGCCAUCUAAAAAGAAUGCAGAGCUAAUGGAGGCGUACAAAACAGCACUGGACCCCACCGAAUGGGAAGCUCGCCAAGCCAAACUGCUACAGGAAGCAGAGGAGGAGGAGAAAAAUGCUCCCGUUGACGAGCUAGAAGAUGAAGAGGAUGAGGAGGACGAGGAGGACGAGAAACCUGCCACAAAAAAACGCAAGCGCACAGACGAAUUGGCCAGAAAGUCGAAGCCUAGGACACCGAAAGGGAAAAAGGAGGCCAAGGCCAAGUCCGAGGAGGCGACACCCAAAUCUAGGAAAGGUCGAGGGAAGAAAAACGGUGUUUUAUCUGCAGAGACCGUUGAAAGUGAAGAUGAAGCGGCUGUUGUCGAUGCAAAGACCGAUGCUGCACGGCACGCAAAGCGUUCUAAGAAGGAAGAGGAGGAGGACGGGGACGAGGCACUGGGGCCCGAAGGCAAGAAAGUUAAGACUUGGAGACACGACCUGCAGCGUACCUUCUUACCGAAGUCGGGCAAUCCUAAAGCAGAGGAUAUGAAAGAUUCCUCGGACCUCAUGACGACACUGGAGAAUUAUACUCCUCAACUAACGCUGGAUUUAAUGACCCAGUCCAAGAUCGGCAAAGUCAUGCGAAGAAUUGCUGGACUUCCAGACGGUGUCAUUCCAAUGGUGAUGAGCACAACAUUCGCGAACGCGCCCAGACACUGGUUUCCGAGUGGAGCAAAAUCGCAGGUGCAAACGCGGCCUCUGCGGCCCCUACGACAGCGACCAACGGCGAUGCGUUGAUGGCCGAUGCGUCAGCCGACGCUGAUGCUCAUGCCGAGCCUGAUCCGACAAAUAGUGAAGCGCUCAAAGAGGACGAGAAUAAGAUGAGCGCUGCAACGGAUGCGGUGGAGACAACAGCGGAGGAUCCUGCAACGAAACCAGAGGCUGCUGCCACAGAGUCUGCCGAACAAACCAAUGCUAACGCAGACACAGAAAUGGCAGCAGCUCCAGGCGAUGCAUGAAAGGUUCCGAGCUCACUUUUAUGACUUCCCUACUUUGCUGAUAAUCCGU